CCGAUAGACUCGUUCACAACCGCCCGACAAGGUCAUAACACGAAGACGUUUGACUCACCGUUCAAGGUCGACCCGAAAGUCGACGGCAAGAGGGACGACCCGAUGUGGCAUUUCGUAGCGAGAGGGCGUUAUUUGGAUGGGUCGACGGGGGCGGGUAGGAAGAGCGGUCGUCGAUGCCUGUGCAGGUUGUGCGGGCGUUCGAUUUGUGGAGGCGCUAAAGCCGCCAAGGAACACUUCUUGAAGAGCGAGAAGUUCCGAUGUGAGGCAGCCACUCCUGCUGUGUCGUAUGCGAUCUGGUCGAAGGACAUGACAAAAUGUCCAAAGGAGUUCACGUCGGCCAUAGAAACGUUGCAGAGCUUAUUGCCAGACCAUCCGAGCUUGCAGUGGCCACCUCUUCGAUUCCCCGAGGACGCAGUGCCGCUGCUGGUUCCUGCCACCGCCCCUUCAGGACCGGUCACAUCGCCCAAUUCUGGGGCUCCGGCUAUUCGAGUCACGGUAGCGCGUCCUGCAACAACAGUUGCAACACGACCGACAGCCCCGCCGUCUGCACCGCUGGCUGAGACACGAGGUGUUCACGAUGUGGAAGUUGGUCGUUCCACGCCAACGAACGAGCCCCCGCCUGUGAGGGAUAGUGCGGGCUCUGCGGCAUUUGACGAGGAGAGCACACGUGCUUUUAUUGAGAGUCGAAGGUGGGGGGGGAGUGUCGGCAGUUCAACAGUGCUCGCCCCUGUGUUCAGGAGUCGUAGACAGUCAGAUGUCGCACGGGGUGGUACUGCAGUGGCGCCCGGCGCAUCGCUCCGCGGUUCUUCAGAGCACCCCUGGCUGCCACCGCCACCGUCACGAGCGGCGCAGCGUCCUGUGGUCCACCACGCUCACGCAACCGCCCUCCCGGAUCCGUCACACGCACCUGCAGAUGCUCCACAAUCUGCCUCCGUGCCUCGUUUCGGGGAACAAGCGGAUCAUGGGGUGCCUGCCGAGGAGGUCCCCGCUCCGUUGUCCGAUUCAUCACCGACCCCGAUUCCGACAACGACGGGUAGUGAGAUCGGGGUAGCGUAUGUGGCCACCGACGUCAUGCACGGCAAAAAGGAUGCCAGUGCCCUCGCGAACGCAUGGUUGAAAAGGGUGAAGUCCAUGGACAUUGAAUUGAGCGACAUCACAGCGUUCGUGACGGACUCCGCCGGGGUGAACGUCGCGGCGAUGGAGGUAUUCGAAAAAGAUGAGAGCGUGAAACACAUCUUCUGGAUUCCUUGCGUCGCCCACAUCAUGGACCUCAUUCUCGAGGACAUCGGCGGGAUUGAUUGGGUGGCUUCCCGCAUUGCGCAAGCAAGGCUGGUUACACGGCGCCACAGACAUGCGAGAGAGGUUCUUGAGGCGUACUCGAAGAAUAUUUUUCAGCUACCGGCCGAGAUGCAUUUCGGCACGUACGUCAUCAUGAUGACGAGGCUGGUGGAACUGCGGGCAGAGUUGACACAGGUUGUGGGCGACGAUCGCUGGCGUGAGACCGUUUGGUCGACCAGCAAGAUCCGCAAGGACGCCGCGGAGGUCACUGCGUGUAUCGGCUCCCCUCCAUGGUGGGAGGAUUUGAGAGCUCUGUGCAAGAUACUCGAGCCCAUCAUGGACAUGCUGAGGUUGGUGGACAACUACACACGCCAGAUCAGCAAGAUUCUGCGACCUUACGAGGAGACGAUUGCAUCUUGUUUAUCCGCAUGUCGUGACAUUGAUCGGGACCAGCAAGACGCUAUUGUGGAGGUGUUCCUCAGGCGGCGCACCAUGUUCAAGACCCCUGCCCACACGGCAGUCAUGCUGCUAGAUCUAGAGUUCCGGGACGCAACGCUGUGUGACGAUGCGGAGGUGCAGCAGACCUUGGUCAAGGCCCUGGUCCAGUUCGGCUACCCGGAGGGAUCGCCGCAGCACUAGGAGGUCCAACGAGCGGUCGCCAAGCUCCACACGAGGGAGCCCCCUUUCGAUG
This is a messenger RNA of Chara braunii, 1969 nucleotides long. NCBI's taxonomy places the organism in Eukaryota, Viridiplantae, Streptophyta, Charophyceae, Charales, Characeae. The record is from the annotation of a GenBank genome assembly.